AUGAGUCUGGUUCUCAGAUUCCGGCAACAUUUUUCUAUCAGGUUAUCUCAAACCUCCUCCAGAUUAUCACUCCUUCCUCGAAUCGGCGAUUCCCGGAGUUUCUCACAACCGGCGACAAAAAUCGAAGACGAAGAAGAAGAAAUAGAUCAGAGGAAGCUCCCAACUGAUUACGAUCCAUCGACUUUCGAUCCAACAGAGCAUCGUAGUCCACCAACGGAUCGUGUGUUCAGACUCGUCGACGAGAUCUCAUCUCUAACAUUAUCAGAAAUCUCCGAGCUCGGUGCUAUUAUAAUGAAGAAGAAAGGAAUGACGGAGUUACCAACCGUCACCGUUAUGAAACCCGGAGCUGGCGGGAUCGGGAUCGUGACUGGAGGUGGUGAAGAUCAGAGUGGUGAGAAGGAGGAAGCUAAAGUGGAGAAGACUGUGUUUGAGAUUAAACUGGAAGGUUUUGAAGCGUCGUCGAAGAUCAAGAUCAUUAAGGAGGUAAGGAGUUUUACUGAUUUAGGUCUUACGGAAGCUAAGGCAUUGGUGGAGAAGCUUCCUUCGGUUUUGAAAACUGGAUUGUCUAAAGAAGAUGGUGAGAAGCUCUUAGAGAAAUUGAAGUCGAUUGGUGCUAAAGUUGUUUUGGAGUGA
Arabis nemorensis is the source of this 633-nucleotide messenger RNA. NCBI's taxonomy places the organism in Eukaryota, Viridiplantae, Streptophyta, Magnoliopsida, Brassicales, Brassicaceae. The record is from the annotation of a GenBank genome assembly.